CCCCCUCGGGAAGAAGGAGGAGCCAAAGAGCUCAGCAGCCUCUUCCCGGAAGCUGGCGUGGUCCGUCUGUGCGCACCCGCUGUCCGUUGCGUCUUCGUGAAAUUGACAAGAGCCUGCUAACUGGACCUCCAUGGCUGCCAUCGUCCCCCGGACAGACUCUCCCGGCACGGAUGUCUUUGCUAUCCGUCACGGUUUCUUCAUUGUUCGCUCAGACUUGGGUUGCUUCCUACAAGUACUCGACCUCUGUUUGGGGCAGGACAUCAAGGUGUGGGAUUUGCACCCUGCCUGCCGUGGUGGGGACCACUACUUGGGAGACCCCACCAGCUCCGCCAUAUACCUCCUCCGUGGGGACUCGUUCUAUGAAGUGUUGGACCUGAGCUCUGAACCACCUUCAAGUGCACUCCCGUUGCACCCCAGCUGCCAAGGAGGUGACCAUUAUGCCUUCAGCGAGGGCCGGUUCUUUGUCUUUUUCCUGAUGCGCGGCGUGGUCCUCUCCGUGGCCGACCUAGCCACUGGGGCCACAGCAAAGGAGAUCUGCUUGGAGCCCACCCUUCUCCACGGACUGUAUUAUUAUGGUGCCGAUGCCACUCACCUCGCCUGCUUCAGGAUGGAUGAAGAAAAUGGCCUCCGCUGCCAUCUCUUUGCUACAACAGGACAUGAGUCCUUCCCUGUCCACCCCGACGUGGUCUCUUUCCUCCCCGGUGGCCUAGCUCUCACCCAUGGGGCCGCCUUUGGAGCUUGGGAGUGUCUCAAACUGAUCUCCAAUGCGACAGACCUGCCUAUGCCCAGCAGCCAUGAAAUCACCCGCAGAGUUGGCUACUCAAAGCUGGCGUUCAGCCAGACAUACCACAUCACCGGAUCUCUGGAUCCAGAGUCCUUGGCUGUCUCCCUCCUCCAGCAUCAUUUUUCCCUCCCUGCCGCUUACGGUGGCUUGGGGCUUCGGACGGAGCAGGAAGAGUGGGAGGAGGCAGCGGAGGAAGAAGAGCCUCUGCGGGUGAUCUUGCAACCCAGGCAGAAGCUCUACUGGUGGCAUUACCGCCUGGGGUUAGGCAAAGAGCCCAUCCUGUUCUGCCGGUCUCUGAAGGUCACCCGCACCCCCUCGCCACCUACCCAUAUACCUCUGCCACCGGCUGAUUGUUGAUGCCAGGACUAAGUGACAGGAGAGUUUAACGUUCGUUCCAGGGGGAAGGUGAAAAUAAGAGCCGAACUCUCCCCUGCUCUGCUUCCUUGUUUGUUUUGUGGUUAUGCCCAUUUUACAGAAAGUAAAAGCAGCAGCUGGGUUUCUCCCAGCGUAGAAGCGGCCUGUAUCAUACAGGAAAGAUAGACUGAGAUAAUUUCAUGCUAUAAGUCAUGACAUUGCUACAGCUCAUACAAUAUAAUAAUUUUUAAAAAGUUCA
This is a messenger RNA of Rhineura floridana, 1397 nucleotides long. RefSeq lists its product as uncharacterized. The transcript is spliced from 2 exons. NCBI's taxonomy places the organism in Eukaryota, Metazoa, Chordata, Lepidosauria, Squamata, Rhineuridae. The record is from RefSeq and is a predicted model, not a curated record. Bases 131 to 1141 code for a protein of 336 amino acids.